AUAACACCCAUGAUCACUGGAGGGAAAUAUUUCAAAGACUUAAUUUGGUUGGUUGUCCAGUCAUCAUAAGAACCCCAAAGCAUUUAUGAGAUAUUGUCUUAAAUGUACUUUUGGUGAAGGAUAUUUUCAGGGUUUGAUCUGAAAAUCCACAAGCGACUGAUUCAGCAUAGACCAGAAAACACUAGUCUGAAUUUGACUGAGGCAGAUUUUAAAUUAAGCUACACACUGGAGGACGUCCAAACCCUUGAGUCAACAUGAACACCUUCUCCCAUGCAUUUGAGCAGCGACCUGACCUCUUGAAUAAGGCCAGUCUACAGUACGGUAUGUCUCCCCCUGCUACUCAUAGUGGUCAUCCUCACGCCAGCACUGAGAUGUUCACGCGCUCCGUACCCUUCCUCUUCUACCCGACAGGUGUAGACUCUGGAUUUUAUGAAAACUCAUACCGAAACACUCCAGCUCUUAUACCCUACCUGCCCCCUUUUCACGGGCGAUUUGGCGUUUACGAGUGCCCGUUCGAACCAGCCUUCAUUCAGAAACGCAACGAACGAGAGCGUCAGCGAGUCAAGUGCGUGAACCAGGGCUAUGCCAAGCUAAGGGACCAUCUGCCGGGGAGCACCGGCGAGAAACGUCUGAGCAAAGUGGAGACCCUUCGCGCCGCCAUCCGCUACAUCAAAUACCUGCAAGGUCUGGUGGACGGGGAGCGGCGAGAGGGAGUUCGGGAGAACUUCAAUUCCCACCUCAGGGUGGACGUGUCGGGCAACAGCGAUGGAGGAUCGCCGCGGUCGUUGUCCUUGCCCUCCUCUCCUGGACUCUACUGCGAGGAUACCGAGGGGUCAGGAAUGUAACUGACCUGAGGGCUAAAAUGAUAAUGGGGAAAUAUCACACAACAAUAUUUCACUGAACAUUCACUUUAGUUUUGAUGACUUAACUUAUUUUAGGAGCUAAAUGUAAAGAGGGAGACUGAGCCUCUCAUUUGGAGGGUACUGAGACAGUUCAACAGAAAGAUCCUUACUCUUCAGACUUGAAUACUGUAUAUUUAGUUUUUUUUUUCUGUGUUGUGUUUAAUACUGUUAUAAAGGUCUGUCUAUUUUGUCAACAUAACGUUUUUCAAAAGUCUCUAGAAAUUAAAUGAGUUUACAACCCUGACGAGUUUUACCUGUUAAACUGAGCCCCAGUCUGCUUUUUCUCUGAGAAGCUGUGUGAUGUUGUAGUACAACACUGCCAUCAGCUGGUUCUCAUUCACUUCCACAGUCAAGUGCACACAUUAUGAUCCUGAAAAGUGACAUUUUGUGUCAGAACUUUGAAAGCCACCC
Clupea harengus (Atlantic herring) is the source of this 1313-nucleotide messenger RNA. Its product is annotated as achaete-scute homolog 5. The record is from RefSeq and is a predicted model, not a curated record. Gene Ontology annotation, cellular component: RNA polymerase II transcription regulator complex. Gene Ontology annotation, molecular function: protein dimerization activity; RNA polymerase II transcription regulatory region sequence-specific DNA binding; DNA-binding transcription factor activity, RNA polymerase II-specific. Gene Ontology annotation, biological process: positive regulation of transcription by RNA polymerase II. NCBI's taxonomy places the organism in Eukaryota, Metazoa, Chordata, Actinopteri, Clupeiformes, Clupeidae.